AUGAAGUACCUGGCAAUGAAAAUCCUAUUGAUAAGCGACGUAAUACGAUUGAAACAAGUCGAACACGUUAAAAACGAGAAAAGGAUUCUGGAAGAAAUCCAGCAUCCGUUCAUCGUUAACCUUUGGUGCAGUUGGAAAGAUAAUUCUCGUUUGUACAUGUUGUUCGAUUACGUUUGCGGCGGCGAAUUAUUUUCCUAUUUGAGAAAUUACGGGAGAUUCAACACGACGACGGCAAAUUUUUACUCGUGUGAAGUGAUAUUAGCUUUAGAAUAUUUACACAGUCAAUCCGUCGUUUAUAGAGACUUGAAACCUGAAAAUUUACUUUUGGAUCAAGAUGGACACUUGAAAAUAAUCGAUUUCGGUUUUGCCAAAAAGCUAACGGAUCGAACGUGGACGCUGUGCGGUACUCCGGAAUAUUUAGCACCCGAAAUAAUACAAUCGAAAGGUCACAACAAGGCCGUCGAUUGGUGGGCAUUGGGUGUUUUGAUUUACGAAAUGUUAGCCGGUCAUCCUCCCUUUUUCGACAGUUAUCCAUUUGGAAUAUACGAAAAAAUAUUAGCUGGAAAAAUCGAAUGGUUCAGACAAAUCGAUCCCGUCGCGAAGGAUCUCAUUAAAAAAUUACUCGUACACGACAGAACGAAAAGAUUAGGAAACAUGAAGAAUGGAGCCGAAGAUGUAAAAAGGCAUAGAUGGUUUAAAGAAAUCGAUUGGACGGAAGUUUACUACAAACAGUUGAAGCCCCCCAUAUUGCCGCACGUCAAAUACGACGGAGACACGAGAAAUUUUGAAGAUUAUCCAGAAAGCGACUGGAAAUCGAAACCAUCCGUUGGAGAAUCCGAACUUAAACUCUUUGAAGAUUUUUAA
Molecule: messenger RNA, 864 nt
Organism: Pediculus humanus corporis (human body louse)
Lineage: Eukaryota; Metazoa; Arthropoda; Insecta; Psocodea; Pediculidae
Product: cAMP-dependent protein kinase catalytic subunit, putative
Exons: 4
Coding region: 1-864 (287 amino acids)
Biological process (GO): protein phosphorylation
Molecular function (GO): ATP binding; protein serine/threonine kinase activity
Source: RefSeq, a predicted model, not a curated record